This is a messenger RNA of Acanthopagrus latus (yellowfin seabream), 1443 nucleotides long. Its product is annotated as NF-kappa-B inhibitor alpha-like. NCBI's taxonomy places the organism in Eukaryota, Metazoa, Chordata, Actinopteri, Spariformes, Sparidae. Bases 121 to 1044 code for a protein of 307 amino acids. Gene Ontology annotation, molecular function: protein binding. The transcript has 6 exons. The record is from RefSeq and is a predicted model, not a curated record.
UCCGCAGCUACACUCUGCCCUGACCUCGAGGAGAGACACGGAGCUGCUUCUCCUACCUCCUCCCCCGACAAGUCUUUAACAGAAAAGAAAAGGAAGAAAAAGGAAAAAAGAAGAGUCGACAUGGCCGUGCACAGAGUAUCACACCACAACCAAAUGGAUUAUAACAGCGUGGAGCCCAAGCACGGGAAGAUGCUGCCGUGCCAGGAGGACCGCGUUGACAGCGGCCUGGACUCCCUGAAGGAGGACGAGCUGGUGAGCGACUUCGAGGACAUGAACGUGACGAACAAGAACGAGGAUCUCACUCAGGAAUACGAGCCCUGGAGGACUGCGGUGACGGAGGACGGUGACACGCUUCUCCACUUGGCCAUCAUUCAUGAAGCCACAGACCAUGCCUUCCAGAUGAUCAAACUGUCCCACAAUCACCCCUUCCUCAACGUCCAGAACCACCAGAGACAGACUGCCCUCCACCUCGCAGUGAUCACAGAGCAGCCUCAGCUGGUCGAGAAGCUCCUGAAGGCCGGCUGUGACCCGCGGCUGUCGGACGACAGCGGGAACACGGCUCUCCACAUCGCCUGCAAGAGGGGCUCCCUCGCCUGCUUCGGGGUCAUCACCCAGAACUGCCAGCACCACCUCGCCGCCAUCGUGUCCUUCCCCAACUACAAUGGACACAACUGUCUCCACUUGGCGUCCAUUAAUGGCUACAUCUCAUUGGUGGAAAACCUGGUUCAGCUUGGCGCAGACAUCAACGCACAGGAACAGUGCAGUGGUCGGACGUCGCUCCACCUGGCCGUGGAUCUCCAGAACCCCACACUGGUGCGUUGCCUCCUGGAGCUCGGCGCGGACGUUAACUGCUUUAACUAUGGUGGGUUCACGCCGUACCAUCUCACCUACGGGCGCCAGAACGAAGACAUCCGCUGCCAGUUGUUUGAGAAGACGGCGCAGGAGCUGAGGGAGCUGCCUGAGAGCGAAUCAGACGAGAGCGACAUGGAGGAUGUGGACCUGUCGGAUGAUGAGCUGUACGAUGACAUAAAGUUUGGAAAGUAGAAGCAUCCCUCUGCUGGUGGUGUGAACAGUUAAGCUGCUAUUGGGUUGCCCAGCCACGGCCCCACAUCCGAGGGACACGCCGGUCCACGUUCCCCGGUCCAGGUCCAGAGAGGUGCUGGCCCAGGGAUCACAAAAAUGAAGACGGCGUCCAGUCUGGUCAAAACCGGUCCAGAUCACCCAGUGAUCUGCACCAAAAAAAACCCAUAAAAACAGCAAGACCAUGACCUCCAUAUAGACCUUCUAUAUACUGUAUAAAUAUAUAUUGAUCUGUAAAUACCAGACGUGUGUAAUAUAUUGUAAAUACAGAGAUAUUAUUUUUGUACCUUGUACAUAUGUGGUGUGAAUUUAAACACUAUUAACAAAAAACCUGUUCAGAAUAAAGAAGUUUAUGGAUAUAAA